Messenger RNA from Bicyclus anynana (squinting bush brown), 2094 nucleotides. RefSeq lists its product as uncharacterized. Gene Ontology annotation, cellular component: extracellular matrix. Lineage: Eukaryota; Metazoa; Arthropoda; Insecta; Lepidoptera; Nymphalidae. The record is from RefSeq and is a predicted model, not a curated record. The transcript is spliced from 3 exons. Gene Ontology annotation, molecular function: protein binding. Bases 1 to 2094 code for a protein of 697 amino acids.
AUGCAUAUAGCUCAAGUUGGUUUUGUCAAGGGACGGAACGUGGUGCACACAAUUUCCAAGAAUACAUCUUGCAACAGCGGAUGGCUUCGUCUGGUUGUUCAGACCAUCUUUGGCACACUUAUUGUGUCCAGUUUUGUGCUCAUUAUGUUGAUGGUUGUCGGGAAACCUACCCCAAGGCCACCAUCUGCGUCUCGGUGCUCUGUUACGAAUUGCCGAGUUGUGUGCACUAACGCUCCUUACUACGGAGACUAUGAAGAGGACAUCAUAAAUGCCGCUUCAGAUGCAGACGUACUUUGUGAAAGUAUAGCUUUAAAGUUAAUCGGACCAACUUUCAAAAAUUUUCAAAUACCGUCAAAUUGGCUUUGGAGCAUGAACCCGAACGUUCGAGAACUAGCCAUUUAUGGGGGAAAUCUUAAACAAAUAUCAUCCGAUGCAUUUAUGAGUCCAUUUGGUAGAAACAUUAAGCUUUUAAUUCUCGAAGAAAUAGAAAUCAACGUAUGGGAGAAAGAUAUGUUAAUAGGACUUUCGAGUUUAGAAAAGUUGAUUCUAAGGGAUUGCAUACUCUUGGAUAUAAGAAAAGCUGCUUUAUCUCCAUUUCAUGAUAGCUUGAAGUUCUUAGAAAUAAAAGCAAAUAAUUAUUAUUGGGACCCCAUAAAUGUCACAGGGUCUACAACCCUCGCGGAAUUGACUAUAGUGGAUUUUUCAACUAAUAAUUUCCAUGACUUUCUCGGCAAUACAAGCUUUUCUCAGCUAAAUGCAUGCGAAGUUUUGUUUUUGAACGAUUGUCAUAUAACUUCACUUAAUCCCGGUACAUUCGAUUACAUGGAGAGCUUAGAGAUUCUGUAUCUUAACAAUAAUCUGUUAGUCACUGUUCCAGUUGGUUUAUUUGAUAGAAUGUUACCAUAUCAACCAAGAAUUGCUUUACAAGAUAACUUAUGGCAUUGUGAAUGUUCAAGAAAAGAUAUAAGACACAUUGUCCGAAAAGAACUAUUAAUUGUUGACCCUAUUUGUCACACACCAGCUACAAUAGCAGGAAUGACAUUUACAGAUUUUGAAGGGUACUGUGAAGUGCAGCAGCAGAAAGAUGAAUCUGUUGAGCAAAGAAUUUCUAAAUCAAAUCCAGAAGUUAAAGUUAGAUCUAACAUCAUGUAUAUGAAUGGUGCUUGUCAUGAAAAUAUUUCAUCAGAGGUUAACCAAGCGACAUUGAGAGUAAAAGCAAUUUCUGAAGAUCAACAGAACUGUUUAUUGAACAGAAUAAACUUUCAAGAUAUGCAAACAGUUUCAAAUAAUAGUAAUGGACAUCUAAAUGAUAAUUGGAUAAAACCAGUAUUUUUUGUGGAAAAUGACCCAUACUCCAUGGUUGAAAUAACUUCAAUAGCAUUACCAGGAUAUGGUUUGCUAUGGUACCAGUCGACUUGUGCUGACACUAUUUACUGUGUUAACACCGUACCACACACACUGAAAGUAUUCAAUGUGCACUUGGAAAACUUCUUAACGUUCUGUCCAUUUAACUUAUCAUCUGGUGCAGUCAUGAUUUCAGAUUGUUUGUCUUACAACUUAGCAAACAUAGGAAUCAAUAGAAAUCAUACUUACCAUUAUCACGAACUUAUUUGGUUCAUCAGUUUGUCUGUAGGCUGUCUUUUAUGUGGUGCAAUUUGUGUUUACGGAAUGAUACACAAAAAUCCCACGCUUUUAAAAGGUAGUAAAAGAGUUUUGAUUGUUAAACAUAGAUCAGUUGAUGCGUUGAUUCUACCACCGAAAGUGCCCAUAAGAAAUCUAAAAACUGAAUCGAAUUUAGCUACGGAUAGCAAUAUAUUUGCGAAUAAUAAAAUAUUCAUUUUGCCAAAUAAACAGACAUUAACAAGUCCAAACUUUGAUCGUUCUAUUUCGAUUAAAAGUAAUGUUAGCAACGAUGCGACUUACAUAUCAGCAUUGCAACCUACUGAAGAACAAUUAACUGAAUGGCGUUCUAAACAAGUAGAUACAUUUUCGUCUGACUUCAGUAUGAUUCCUUAUACCAGCAUGUACGAAAAAGAGUCUUUGCCUUAUUACUCUUUUGAUAAAGAAGAAAGGGUAUAUGAAGUUCCUAAAUAA